AUGCCUGUUAGAGCAAAAGACGAUUCAUUUAAUGUAUCUGCUGCAAAAGUGCAACAGAUAACAUUUGAAGAGGUCGUUAUGAAAAGCACACUCCGUAUCGAGGCAUUUAGAGGUUCUGUUGAGCAAUUUUUGAGAAUGGACUCUUUUCCUCAUCUUCAUCCUCUGACAAGUUUGCAAAUUGGGUAUGUGAAAUCUCACCUGUCUAAGGCAUUCCUGUAUUUUGCACCUGUUAGUCAUAAGUUUCUUAUCCUGGUGGACAAUCAGUCAUGGCGGAAGAACAAACAGUCAAGAUCAGCCUUCAUAAGGGAGUUAAUGAUCACCAAGUACAGAUUGUCACCUUUUAUAAACCAUAGAACUCUGCAUAAGAGUCCAAAUUUAGGUUACAGAUCUCCCAGCCAUGAAAGUAAAAAUUUGUACAAGUGGUUUCCCAUCAUGAACAUGGCCCGUUUGAGAGAAAAAGCUCCUUUCUCUGCGAUGAAUUUGUAUGAAGCUUUACACGGCCUUAUUGUGUUCGAAGUUGCAUGGAGUGAUGUACGCGGUAUCAACUAUGUAAACAAACUCCAGGAUGAUACAUCCUUUGCCUUAGAAGUAAAAGCUUUGAGGAAAUGGGAAUUCAAUGGCAUCGACCAAGCAUUGGCCUGCAUAACAUCAUGGUUCGCAGGCACUGAAUCCGAAACACAAACACUGCAGAACAAUCUGGUCCUUCUUCAUAACAAAGUUCCUUCCCUCUGUUCGCACGAAAUUACUGUUGCUGCAAAAGAAUUUUUGUUUAAUGAUGCAUCUCAAGCUGAGCUAUUUUCAGAAGAUGUAUUCUUUGAUGUUAGAGAAUGUCCAAUUGACACAAAUGAUAUACUUAGUAGGGACUGUCAGGUGGCGGGAACACAUGGGAAUAGAGAACAAAACGUGGAAAUGAAUAGUAGCAUUGAGUCUAUGGAAUAUAAGGACACCUUUCUACUGUUCACUUUCAAUGAUACUGAUCUUCCAUAUAAAUUACGGCAGAUAAUCACUCCAGAUUUAAAACUUCUUGCUUUGCUUGAGGCAGGCCUACCUUCUUGGGUCAUCUUUCUUCAAUCCUAUCCACUAUUCUGUAAAGUAUAUAGUCCCUGGAUGCCGCCUUUGUUCAGAACCUUUUAUAUACUAAUCUCCCUUAUAACUGUUGUUAUCGGGUUUUAUGAUCUCUAUAAGAAUAUACCUCUCCUCAAGGCAACCGCAUCCCACCUCUGUGGGCCACUUUUUAAAUGGAUUGAAGAAUGGGAUGGGAUUUCAAGAAUUAGAUAUCUAGGAACAAUGUUGUUCCUUCAUAACCUUGAGAAGGCUAUAAAGUGGUUUCUAACAGUGAUGCGCAUGGUAACAUUCAUCUAUACAGUUUUUGUCAUUGCCUUCAAGAACAUUGCUAGCAGCAUGAAUGAUGUUACUCUUCUUAGUAAAGUUGAGUCAAAUUCAUCCCAAAUCUCACUUUGGGGUUCUCUCUGGAAUGAUCUCUUCUCCCAGGUCUUCAGGUCUCUUCGGAACAUUUUCAAUGGUCUUGUUGCAUUCUGGACAUCCUGCACCCAAUAUAGACAUAG
This is a messenger RNA of Pistacia vera, 1565 nucleotides long. RefSeq lists its product as uncharacterized. The transcript has 7 exons. Lineage: Eukaryota; Viridiplantae; Streptophyta; Magnoliopsida; Sapindales; Anacardiaceae. The record is from RefSeq and is a predicted model, not a curated record. The annotation marks the transcript as partial.